UUAAAUUUCGCGCAAUUUUUUUCCCAAAAGAGAAAAUGAUUCCUUUGAGAAUUGUCCAAAAGGUCAUGUACAAUAGAAGCAGAGGGCCAUUUUGGUCCGACAAUGCAGCACGAAAGGUCCCGCCGCCCCCGAGGAGCCCAGCGAGAGGCCGCCGGGGCCGCUGCUGCGAGGAGCAGCAGGGGCGACGAUGACCUGCCUCAUCGGCUGCUCCAACUGAUCGACAGAACCGGUUAUAAAAUGGUGCAGGAGAACGGACAACGCCGGUACGGAGGACCCUGCCCCGGAUGGGAAGACCACCCUCCACCCCCUGCGGAGGCAGAACUGUACGUGUCCCGCAUUCCACCCCAUUGUUUCGAGGACGUGCUGGUGCCGCUGUUCGAGUCCUUCGGGAAGCUGUACGAGGUGAGGAUGAUGCUCGACUUUGACGGAUCGCACCGCGGGUUUGCCUACGUCAAGUUCUGCAACCCGCAGGACGCGCAGGCGGCCAUCACGGCUCUCGACAAGUAUCAGAUUGAGGGGUGCAGCUCUCGCGGAGGGAUCCGCGUGUCUGCGUCGCGCAACAACUGCGAGGUAGAGGUGUCCAACAUGCCGAGCACCGCGCAGCGCGAAUGCCUGGAGCCUUUGGUCAAGGAGCACACCGAGGGCGUGCGUGCAGUGCGCUGGACCUGCGCCACCCGCGCCAUCCUCGAGUACGACAACCACCGGGCCGCCGCCGUGGCUCGCAGGAAGCUGCUGGCCAUCCUUCCGGACCAGUGCGGACGAGAGGUGCGCGUCCAGCUUGUCCGGCGAGACCGACCCAGCAAUGUUCCCAGGCAGAGACUGCAGAUGCCUCCUUUCGUCUCUUUCAACAGGACUCCGCCGCAGUCACAGAAUACGGCAGCUCUACCAACUGAGAGUGCUGAGGAGUAUUGGGCUCGGAAAAGGGCUCUAAAGGCAGCAGCAGCAGGUGGAGUUCCACCCCAGCAGAGAAGCCCGUGGCCGUUGGUGCCUGUUGCUUCGCCGUCCUUUGGCUUCCAGCCUCUCUUUUGGCCACCGCAGAUGUAACAAAUUUUAUGUUUCUUCGCCUUUGGAUUCUGAAUCUAAAAGUCUGUAUGAUAGGCGCGAGACAACAGUGUGUAUUAACAUGUAUUAACUUAUUCGCAUGAAAUGUGGACAUAUCUGAAUAAAUAAAGUACAAAAAGAAAA
Molecule: messenger RNA, 1185 nt
Organism: Cloeon dipterum
Lineage: Eukaryota; Metazoa; Arthropoda; Insecta; Ephemeroptera; Baetidae
Product: RNA-binding protein 47-like
Exons: 4
Coding region: 103-1044 (313 amino acids)
Biological process (GO): negative regulation of miRNA-mediated gene silencing; mRNA stabilization
Cellular component (GO): nucleus; cytoplasm
Molecular function (GO): mRNA binding
Source: RefSeq, a predicted model, not a curated record